Messenger RNA from Thalassophryne amazonica, 1242 nucleotides. RefSeq names its product penta-EF-hand domain containing 1 (gene pef1). The coding region runs from base 85 to 855 and encodes 256 amino acids. Gene Ontology annotation, molecular function: calcium ion binding. The record is from RefSeq and is a predicted model, not a curated record. NCBI's taxonomy places the organism in Eukaryota, Metazoa, Chordata, Actinopteri, Batrachoidiformes, Batrachoididae. The transcript is spliced from 5 exons. Gene Ontology annotation, biological process: COPII vesicle coat assembly.
AGCUUGCCCAAUAGCCGCCGCGCGUUGUGGGAGGGGCCUGUGUGCGCAGACACGGUGCUGUUGUUGUAGGAAGUUUGUCAAACAAUGAGUUUUCAUUAUAACCAGGGUUACCCAACAGGAAAUCCACAACCUGGUGCUCCUUAUGGGGAAGGAACUGGCCCCUAUACACAUCCUCCUUCAGCUCCAUAUGGAGGUGCAUCAGCUCCACCAGGAGCUCCUCAUGGCGGUUAUGGAGUGCCAGGGCAGGGAGGGCAUUAUGGAUCCACUGGUGGGCCGUAUGGGGGACACCCUCAGGGAGGAAUGUAUGGACAACAUGCACCUGCAGGAAACAUUCCCCCUGGUGUUAACCCAGAGGCUUACCAGUGGUUUCAGAGUGUUGAUACUGACCACAGUGGCUUUAUCAACCUGAAAGAGCUGAAGCAGGCGCUUCUCAACUCCAACAGCUCUUCCUUCAAUGAUGAGACCUGCCUCAUGAUGAUCAAUAUGUUCGACAAGACACGGUCUGGUCAUAUGGACCUCUUUGGAUUCACAGCCCUGUGGGACUUCAUGCAAAGGUGGAGAGCGAUGUUCCAGCAGUAUGACAGUGACCGGUCAGGCUACAUCAACGGCACAGAGCUACACCAAGCGCUCACCCAGAUGGGAUACCACCUGAGUCCCCAGUUUGCUGAGGCACUCGUGCGCCGCUUCAGUGUACGAGGCGGGCGACCCGGCAUCCAAAUGGACAGCUUCAUCCAGGUGUGUGUCCAACUCCAGAGCAUGACCCAGGCCUUCAGGGAGAGGGACACAAACAUGUCAGGCAACAUACGUAUGAGCUACGAAGAUUUCCUCUGCGGCACCAUCACCAGGCUCAUGUGACACCCCCCCUCUACGUGGAUGCACCGUGUGGCAUCUCACAUUCAGGUCAAAUUGUGCCCACCUUCCUCUGCUCUCCUGAUAUGUGUGCAUAUCUGUCAGGAUACGUUGAUUCUGGACUUUGUGCUGUAAAUGCAGAACAUCAAAUGCCACGGCCAUUCAUAACGUAAUAUUUGUCACAGGUUUCACCACAGAUCUGCAGAGAAAAAAACAAAAAAACAUCGCCUGUGGGUUGAUAACACGUCACCACACUGGUGCAUCUAAACAACCAAAAUAGUUAAUAUGCCUUAAUUUUGUUCAUUGAUGUCAAACUGCGUGUGCUUGCACAACCAGAAGGAUUUCUCACUGGUUUAUGUUCAUUUAGGGAAGUCUGACAAAAUUGCACCAGUG